AUGAAUAUUCCUCGAGGAUCGAGGGAACACCAGUAUGAUCCUCGCCCGGUGCAACCGCCAGGGGAGUCCUCGUCACGAGCUUCGCCACUUAGUGUUCAGACGAAUCCAACGAUGAGCGCCAACUUCAAAGUGCAGAUGUGGCAAAACCGACCAUUUGAUAGUGGUGUUCAUACGAUGACCCACAGUCAGGCACCCUCGAUGAUGUCGAUGACGUCCAUUCACGCCGGAUCACAGAUCUCCACGAUGUCAUCGGUCGUUGACACUGACGCUUCUGAAUUAACUGACCAACAACAACAAAAAUUCGAAAACAUCUCGUUGGCACUGUGUCCAACGCAUCCGGAAUACGCAAACGCUGAGGGAGUAAUUCCUGAGCUGAUCAAUCUUAUGAAGGAUAGUGACGAGGUGGUCGUCUAUCGAGCGUUGUUCAUCAUGCAGAAUAUUGCGAAACUUGAUGCCGACAUUUCACGGACGCCAAGUGCUCGGAUUCGCGGUGGAGAUGCUGUGACGGCUAUCGUAAAUGUGCUACAAGUACGAAGGAAUACACCAAAUAUCAUUCGUAUGGCGUUAGGGACGUUGUUUCAAAUUUGUAUACGGACCGAUGGCCUCGAUGACGUGGCCAGAGUGAACGCGCAGUGCAACGGUGAACUGAUUCGAGUGCUUGUCGAACACGCAAGGACGGUGCCGUUCUCAUGUUACAAAUAUGCACUACUAACACUACAUAGCCUGAUAUCUGACAAGGUGCAUGGUCUUCAAUGCGCACAACAAGCGCGACAAAUGGACACGAUGCAAGUUGUGUCAGAAUGGUUACAACAUGAGAAAAGCGAAAAACUUCUGCCGGUGAUUGUGGAUCUAGUACGGAUUCUAUGCGAUAAAAAUCAUGAGCAAAAGAAUCCACAGGUGCUGGUACAGUGUAACGCACCAGCCGUCCUCGCUCCACAACUUGCUCACGACUCCGAACGUUUAGUGCAGGUGUCGUUGGAGUGCUUACGGAAUAUCAGCGAUGUGCCAACGGAUGCGAACCGAUUCGACCUGUUACGUUCGCUGUUGCGUCUGUUUGGUCAUCGAAAUCAAAAAGUCAUGCGUUACACCCUCGACAUUCUAGCUAAUCUCUGCGCAAACAACAAGAUAAACAAGGAAUGUAUUUUGUCAAUUUUAUGUACAUUAUGUGUUGGAAACACUAUGGUAGAAGAUGUUCGUGUGGAAGUGUUUCGUUAUCCGCAGCUAUUUCUUGAAAAACUUAUACACAUGAGACCAGUGUUGUUAAAACAGACGUUACAGGUAUGCUUCUACUCUGAUAUGGCGAUAAAUAUUUUAAGUUUGAUACUUUACUGUUAA
Molecule: messenger RNA, 1335 nt
Organism: Angiostrongylus costaricensis
Lineage: Eukaryota; Metazoa; Nematoda; Chromadorea; Rhabditida; Metastrongylidae
Source: the annotation of a GenBank genome assembly